ACUUAUACAGCGCAAGCGCGCUCGAUUCGUUCGUGGAGUGUUUUGGGGGUGAGCAGCUCUUCGGAUAUUAUUCUUGAUUCCGAGAAAGGGUUUCCGCGCCGCUGCGAUGAAACGCACCGUGCCACGAAGCACUCUGAAGAACCUGGUGAAGAAGCACAAGCCCCAGCUCCGUUUGGGCGGCAACACCGACUUACUAGUACAUUUGAACUUCUUAUUGUUCAUGUUUCGGUUAGCAGAAGAAGCCAGGACCCAGGCUAUUGAAGAAAAGAGUAAAAUAAUUAAAUAUGAACAUGUGGUCUCUUCUGCAAAGAUAAUUUUAAAGAAGAGUCGAGGCUAAAGGAAGGAGUUCUUAAAUUCAUUACAUUCGCAGGGUCUUUAUACAUGAUGGAAUUUAGAUAUUUGUAUUUUAUAAUUUCAUUUUUUUGUGUUAAAUAAUGUCUUUAAAAUAAAUCUUAAUUCAA
Thamnophis elegans (Western terrestrial garter snake) is the source of this 461-nucleotide messenger RNA. It is a transcript of the gene CENPW, whose product is annotated as centromere protein W. Gene Ontology annotation, biological process: kinetochore assembly; mitotic cell cycle; chromosome segregation. Gene Ontology annotation, cellular component: kinetochore; nucleoplasm. NCBI's taxonomy places the organism in Eukaryota, Metazoa, Chordata, Lepidosauria, Squamata, Natricidae. The transcript is spliced from 3 exons. Gene Ontology annotation, molecular function: DNA binding; protein heterodimerization activity. The record is from RefSeq and is a predicted model, not a curated record. The coding region runs from base 107 to 337 and encodes 76 amino acids.